Molecule: messenger RNA, 1688 nt
Organism: Humulus lupulus (European hop)
Lineage: Eukaryota; Viridiplantae; Streptophyta; Magnoliopsida; Rosales; Cannabaceae
Product: branched-chain-amino-acid aminotransferase 2, chloroplastic-like
Exons: 10
Coding region: 104-1261 (385 amino acids)
Biological process (GO): branched-chain amino acid metabolic process
Molecular function (GO): branched-chain-amino-acid:2-oxoglutarate transaminase activity
Source: RefSeq, a predicted model, not a curated record
AUUUCUACUUUUCUUUUCUUUUUGUUUUUCAUAUACUUGGUUCCAAAAUCUAUUUCUUUGAAGAUAUUAAAAGAUAUUUUUAAAGAAAAACAACAACCAUCCCAUGUUUCGGAAAAUGAUGAUUCAAUCGUUAAGAAGAAGCAAUACUCUUUCAUCAUCAGUUAAUAAGUUGGGUCGAUUUGGGUUUGCCUCUCGAGCUGCAUCUUUGCCUCAACAAACAUAUGGAAAUGUAGGGGUUGGUGUGGAUGAGUACGCUGACGUGGAUUGGGAUAGUAUCGGAUUUGGUGUUGUCCCAACCGACUACAUGUACGUUAUGAAGUGUUCUAAAGACCAGAAUUUUGAACGUGGAAAACUUAAUCCAUACGGAAAUAUCGAGCUUAGCCCUGCUGCUGGUGUUUUAAACUACGGUCAGGGAUUGUAUGAAGGAACAAAAGCUCAAAGAACGAAAGAUGGGAGAGUACUUCUAUUCCGUCCAGACCAGAAUGGCAUUCGCAUGAGGGAAGGUGCUCAGAGAUUCUGUAUGCCCGCACCUUCCAUCACUCAAUUCCUUGACUCAGUCAAAGAAACUGCUCUUGCUAACAAACGUUGGAUUCCUCCUCCUGGAAAAGGGUCUUUGUAUAUUAGGCCUAUGCUCAUGGGAAGUGGCCCUAUAUUGGGUUUGGCACCAGCACCUGAGUACACAUUCCUCGUUUAUGCUUCCCCUGUUCGCAAUUAUUUCAAGGAGGGAAUUGCAGCCUUGAACUUGUAUGUUGAGGAAGAGUAUGAUCGAGCCUCCCCUGGUGGAGCUGGAGGUAUCAAAAGCAUUACCAAUUAUGCCCCAGUUUUAAAAGCAAUAACAAGAGCCAAAAACAGAGGAUUUUCUGAUGUACUAUACCUCGACUCGGUGAACAAGAAGUAUUUGGAGGAGGUUUCUUCUUGCAACAUUUUUAUUGUCAAGGGUAAUGUUAUUUCAACUCCUUCAACAGCUGGGACUAUUCUUCCAGGUGUCACUCGAAAAAGUAUCAUUGAAAUUGCUCGUGACUAUGGUUACAAGGUUGAGGAGCGGGGUGUUAUGGUGGACGAGCUGAGUGAAGCUGAUGAAGUGUUCUGUACAGGGACUGCCGUUGGUGUUGUUCCUGUUGGUACCAUUACAUACAAGGGCCAAAGGAUGGAGUUUAGAGUUGGUGAUGAGUCCACAUGUUCAAGACUCUACUCCACCCUAGUGGGAAUUCAAAGUGGCAUUAUUGAAGAUAAGAAAGGGUGGACAAUGGAAGUAGUUUGAGCUGGAUUCGAGUCUUGUAGUUAUCUCAUCUAAAAUAAUAAUUUUUAUUUAUUAAUUAAUUUUCUAUAAAUUAAUUAAUUAUUAUUUUAAGUGACAUAACUAUUUUUAAAUGGGAAAACAUAGGAAGGACAAGGGAAAAUGAUACAGAAGUUUUGAAUCCCUUUGAAAUGUUCUUCAAGUUAUAUACCUAGUGAAUGUGGUUAAACAUUAUAAUACUUUUAAAUAUCUAAAUGUAAUAUUUCUCUUGUAAAUAAAUAAAAGUAUUUUUGUGGUACUUAUUGGCCUUUGUGUGUUAGGCUAUGUUAGGUAGGAAUGAUGUAAAAGAAGAGGGAUGGAUAGGUUAAGAAUAAUGGGAAGAAUAGUGGAAUGGAAAGGUGAGAUUGUAAUUUUUAAUUUUAAAAUGAUGGAGAAUAAUUUCCUUAUAAAA